UUACACUGAGAGGAUAUCACGCAGUGUCACCGCGACCCAUACAUGAUGAUGACGAUGAUGGUGGGGCUGAUGAUAAAGAGCUGGACGGAUCAGGAGAGGAUACCCGGAGCUUAGAAAAUGCCAUCCAAGCACUUGUGUUGAAUGUGGAUGUUGUGAUGCCGUGGGGAAGGAUGCGCCCUCACCUCUCGGCUGCCUCCAUCCUCCUCCUGGCCCUGAUGGGCGUCGCGUCUGCGGCCACGGUGGGGAUCCCGGAGGAUUACACGGCGGACGAGGCUGAGCGCACCGCCGCCGACAACAUGGUCUUCGAUGAUUACCGGGGCAAAGGCUGCGUGGACGACAGCGGCUUCGUGUACAAGCUGGGGGAGCGCUUCUACCCGGGCCACUCGAACUGCCCGUGCGUGUGCACGGAGGACGGGCCUGUGUGCGACCAGCCCGAGUGCCCGAAACUGCACCCCAAGUGCACCAAAGUGGAGCACAAUGGAUGCUGCCCCGAGUGCAAAGAGGUGAAAAACUUUUGCGAGUACCGAGGGAAAACGUACAAAAUACUGGAAGAAUUCAAGCCGUCGCCCUGUGAAUGGUGCCGCUGCGAACCAAAUAAUGAAGUACACUGUGUGGUGUCAGACUGCGCCGUCCCAGAGUGUGUCAACCCUGUGUAUGAACCGGAGCAGUGCUGCCCCAUCUGUAAAAACGGUCCAAAUUGCUUUGCUGGAACAACGAUUAUCCCAGCUGGGAUUGAAGUAAAGGUGGACGACUGCACCAUCUGCCGCUGCCACAACGGAGACUGGUGGAAGCCAGCGCAGUGCUUGCGGCGGGAGUGCCUCAACGGCCAGUCGUUGUCAUAGAGAGACUCCAUUGCGGACGGUGGAUAAGCUCAGGCAAGGCUCUGCCUACUGCACCAUUUUGUAUGAUUGACAGGGCAGGAGCACAAUUCUUACAAAAAAAAAAAUAAAAGGAUCACAAAAAACAGACGGCGUAGAAUCGAAGAUAUGUUCUGUUAAGCUUCACACAGAUACAAAUUUAGCCACUGAGAAGAAAAUGGAACUUGUCUCAUGGCUGUUUCCAC
Molecule: messenger RNA, 1063 nt
Organism: Nematolebias whitei (Rio pearlfish)
Lineage: Eukaryota; Metazoa; Chordata; Actinopteri; Cyprinodontiformes; Rivulidae
Gene: vwc2l
Product: von Willebrand factor C domain containing 2 like
Exons: 4
Coding region: 156-842 (228 amino acids)
Biological process (GO): negative regulation of BMP signaling pathway
Cellular component (GO): AMPA glutamate receptor complex
Molecular function (GO): protein binding
Source: RefSeq, a predicted model, not a curated record